GUAUUUAUCGUCAACUUGUCAUUCGUUAGGGUUUGCAGGGCUAUUAUUCAUCGGUUCUUCUUCUGGGUGUUGCUUAAAUCUGUGGAAAGUUCAUUUAUUUUCGAUUUUCAUGCGACCAGGUUGCUCAAGAUCACUUUUUUUUAUUUUACUCUUUUUGAUAUCAAAUUUGGGGUGCUUCCCUUUUGCAAGUUUAUAUUUUUGAGCUUUGUUUUUAGAAGGGUCUUUUUGGGUCAAGGUUUGUGGAGAGAUAUGAUGGUCGUUGUUCUGAGCAUGGUUAUUGAUGGGUAGCAGAAGUAGAACGGUAAACGUUACCAGUAAGGACACCAACAAAGUUGUGAACGGGAUGCCAAGCUACGCUCCUCCAUUGCCUUCUUCGAGUUCCAUGGGCAUAGAAGCAACUAAUGUUCAUCCUUCCCGCAUUUCUGAAUUUGGAACCCUAGAGCAAUCUCUUGGAUUUCGUGUUGAGGAUACCAUUAACCUUAGCAGAAAUCCAGUGUUUAGUCAAAUGAAAUCAAAUAGCCAAGCUCUAGGUGCUGAUAUUCAAUUUGGAGCUUUAAAUAAGGUGCAGUCAAUUAUAACAUCAGAUAUAAAUCUUUCUGCUGCUAUUGCUGGGUCUCAGACAUUGGCACUACAGAAAGACACACAACCGAAUCUUGCUUCAACAUCUGGUCAUCGUGAGAAUUGGGGAGAGACCAACAUGGCUGAUGCUAGCCCCAGGACCGAUACUUCAACAGAUGACACGGAAGACAAAAAUCAACUGCCUGAAAGGGGUGAAUCCAGUGAUAGAUCUAAAGAUAAAUCAGAUCAAAAGACCUUAAGACGGCUUGCUCAAAAUCGUGAGGCUGCCAGGAAAAGCCGACUGAGGAAAAAGGCAUAUGUACAACAAUUAGAGAGCAGUAGGCUGAAACUGACCCAACUUGAGCAGGAGCUCCAGCGAGCCCGCCAGCAGGGAAUAUUUAUUUCAAGCACUGGAGAUCAGGCCCAGUCAAUGAGUGGAAAUGGUGCUAUGGCAUUUGAUGUAGAGUAUGCACGAUGGCUAGAAGAGCAUAACAGGCAAACAAAUGAGCUAAGGGCAGCAAUAAAUUCCCAUGCUGGAGAUAUUGAACUUCGAACAAUUGUGGAUAAUUUCAUGGCUCAAUUUGAUGAUAUCUUCAGGCUGAAAGGUAUUGCAGCAAAAGCUGAUGUAUUCCACAUUCUGUCAGGGAUGUGGAAGACUCCAGCUGAGAGGUGUUUCAUGUGGAUUGGAGGCUUUCGCUCGUCUGAACUCCUCAAGCUUCUUGUGAGUCAGUUGGAGCCUCUAACUGAGCAACAGUUGAUGGGCAUAUACAAUUUGCAGCAGUCAUCCCAGCAGGCUGAAGAUGCUCUUUCCCAAGGGAUGGAUGCAUUACAGCAAUCACUGUCUGAGACACUGGCUAAUGGUUCACCCAACUCAUCGGGCUCCUCGGGAAAUGUGGCAAAUUACAUGGGGCAAAUGGCUAUGGCCAUGGGAAAGCUUGGUACUUUAGAGGGUUUUCUUCGCCAGGCUGACAAUCUGAGACAGCAAACACUCCAACAGAUGCUUCGGAUAUUAACAACCAGGCAAUCGGCUCGAGCUCUUCUUGCGAUUAGCGACUAUUUCUCGCGGCUGCGAGCCCUGAGUUCUUUGUGGCUUGCCAGGCCAAGGGAGUGAAGCAUUGGGAAGGAUCCAUCUGUGGUCUUUUUUUCAAGCCUGAUGAGAUGACCCUCUUGAAGACUGAUGACUGAAUCAUGUGCACUAAAUGAGUUCUGAAUGGAAGGUGGUGUCUUUUGACAAUGAAUUCCUGUAGAAGCCUAGUUGUGGUGCUAUAAACAUUAAAUGCUAUGAUUUAUCUACUCUGCCAACUGCUGGUGUGGUGCAACAUUUUUCUUUAAGCUUUUCUGUGCUUUCAAAAUAGUCUCAAUAAUUUGAUUAUAUAGGUGUAUGAUAGAUAGAAGUUGUUGAAGGGGAGGAUGUAGAAAUAGUAUCUGUAUUGUAGGUUAUAGUUGUUCAUUAUAUUUCAGAAAGCAGCUUUUAUUUGAGGGGGGGUUUCCUCUCUUUAGUUUCAUUUGCUGUUUAAUGUUUUGUGGUUGGUUGCACAUAUUGCUCCAUUGGUGUAUGUAUGUUUGUAUAUAUACGUUCUCUCUUGUUAUAUUUGUUAGAAAGACAUUACUAACUAGUAACUCAAUUUCUUUCAUCA
Molecule: messenger RNA, 2195 nt
Organism: Vigna angularis (adzuki bean)
Lineage: Eukaryota; Viridiplantae; Streptophyta; Magnoliopsida; Fabales; Fabaceae
Product: transcription factor TGA2.3
Exons: 12
Coding region: 281-1669 (462 amino acids)
Biological process (GO): regulation of DNA-templated transcription; DNA-templated transcription
Molecular function (GO): DNA-binding transcription factor activity; sequence-specific DNA binding
Source: RefSeq, a predicted model, not a curated record